GGCUGAGACUGGUGGUGAGGGAGUUGGAGAGCAGUGAAGUAUGGGCGUGAGUGGAGGAGAGGAAAGAGAGAGUGAACAAGAGGAGGGGAGAGGAAAAGAGAGGAUGAGAGAGAGAGGAGAGGGAGGGAGAAGAGAGGAAGAGAGAGCAGUGAAUAGAAGUAGGAAAAGAGAGGAGAGGAGAGAGGGAGGAGAGGAGAAAGGGAGCAGGCCGACUCGUGAGUAAUAGCCAUGGACAGAGAGAAGCAGGCAGUCAGUAGGGCUCUGGGGGAAAGAGGCCCUUCACAUCCAGAGUGAGAGGCUCCAUUCUCUCCAUCUAGUCAACGCCGUGCCACUUCCUCACUCCACAUGCAGCCCCUAAUGGAUGCGUUUGGCUCUCCUGCUCUUGGAAGUACUUUGUGACAUUGACUUUGUAAGUAAGUUGGUUGUAGAUGAGUGUAAUUUGUGCAGAGGUAGUGCCCUAGGCUACGGCUGUGUGUGUGUGUGCGGCGGGCCGGGCCGGGCCGGGCUGACUCUGUCGUUAUUUAGGAAAUGGCUUCUGGGUCUGAUGGGUCCCCUGAGUCGCUUUAUACGCUGAGGUCAUCAUUCUGAAUCAUAGGCAGAAUGACCUCAGCCUAUGCGGGGAAAGCACCUGCUUUUCGGACAAGUCACCAGAGAGAUUCUUUAGCCCGUGGUCCUUCUCACAGGAGAAAAAUGUGUGGGCUUUUAGUUUCACAGUAGCUUAACUUUGGGUAGAUGACCGUGCUUUGCCUUUGGUGUUAUAUUCUGACCCGACUCCUACAACUGUGUCUUGACCUGAUUUGCUGUUGCUGAAAAUGUAGGCUAUGUAAUGCCAUAUAUGUACGCCGACAGUGCAUUUCAAAUCAUUAUAUAGUCUUAAAGCUGUUUUGAACAUCUAUAACUUCCAUUUAGUGGAACAGCUUAACAUUUCAUAUGCUGUUAUUGCAUGAAGAAACAUUGCCUGACAAUAUAAUACUGCUGACAUGUUUUUGCUUUGUUUGUCCUCUUUUCCAUCAUCAACCCCAUCUGUCAUUCAACGGAGGCCUUAAUCUUUCAUUCGUCUUCAGCAUAACUCCCUCUGUCCGUGUUCUCAUCGCCUCUCGAGGCCCCUCAUCAUAGCUAGCCUGUCACUGAGAGAGCAGCUGUACUCGGCCUCCUCCAUCCCACCAAGAGCUGACGCCCAGGCCCAGGAAUGAAGGGCUGGUCACUCACAUGUCCUCCUCUGCCCUUGGUAGAUACUGCACAGGAGUUGCCUAAGGAAGAGGACCAACGGGAGCGGGAGAUGGCAGGAGAGACUGAGGGAGAAGACGCAACGCCGGAGGCUGCCACCGGGGGCAGCAGGGCUGAGGGAGGACAGGAGUUUUCUGUUAAAGAGGCUGAUUACUCUGAGGGCUGUGUCAAGCUGAAGAUUGGGCUCGGAACAAAGCGGACGAAGAAGCCGCCCAAGAUACUGGAGAACUACGUGUGCCGCCCACACAUAAGGACUUCGCUGAGGCCAGGGCGUGGCAGUGGGAGUGGCAGUCAAGGUGGGGGAAGAGGCGGGGCCAGGAAUGAGGUCACAGGAGCUAACCAAUCACAGAGCCCCAUGAGGAGGAAAGAUGGCGUGAUCUCUGACCCGAGCUCCAGUUUGGCAUCAACAGCGCUGUCGUGCUCGCCAUCGCCAACAAACGUCGCGGACACAUCCACCACCACGGCCGAGGCUCCUGUGUCUUUGCCAGCAAAGAGGGCUCCUCCAAAGUUGGCACACAAGGCAGGGAUGAAGGACCAUUUCUCGGAGGGCCCCCCAAAGCUAAAUGAAAAUGGGAAUAAGUUAUCUGGUGCUGGCAAAACAGGAGAGUCCCCUCCCUCGAGUUCCCUCUCCCCAACACCUGCUGCCUCCCCGCCCUCCCCUACCAAGCAGCACUCCGCUGUGCAAGAGGGCGCCAAGGUCACCAACGGGGGCGCCAAGGUCACCAACGGGGGCGCUCUGAGAGACGAUAAAGGCACCGGCUCCUGCCAGGGCAACCCAUCAGCCGGUGCCGAGAAGCUCAACAAACGCAAUGCCACCUCCAACAUCAACCGCUUAAAACACCAGAAAGCCAGGGCCUGCAAACUGCACCAUCUCACAGAUUCCCACGUCUCCUCUGUGGGAAACAGCGCCGAUAGGUCUUCCCCGCUCCUCCCAUGCUCUAUCCCCGCUCUCUCAGACGCAAGCGUUGCUCCUGCUUCCCUCACAGACGUGGAUAAUGACCAGGGUAAGCUCUUGCCUUCUUCCCAGGGGAAGACUGGAGCUGCAGAGAGAGACAAGGCUGAAGACACUAGCAAAAGCAUCUCUCUGUCAGUGAGUAACACAGGCACUUCAUCACCCAUGACGGCAGCACACAGCAAUAAGAGCUCUGGUGGUAAACCACAUUCCCUUGCGCUGUCCCCCGUGGCCACCAUACAUUCAGACCAAAGCAAUGGACAAGUGCCUGCGGGGGAGAGGGAUACUGCCUCCUCCCUGACCAGCCCAACCAGUGGAUGUAUCGCCAGUCUGUGCGAAGGAAGCCUUGGAUCUGCGCCGUGGAAGGAUAACACAGGCGCAGAUAAUCCAAAAGACUUGAGUGUAAAUAAGCCAACAGUUGCCUCUGAACAAAUGAAAGUAGACGGUGCUGGCAGCAGGGGAGCCGCGAGUGCCCAGGGCAGGAGGGGUGCCCUGCAGCAGGACCGUGUUCCGCCCGCCGCCCCCGCUAAAUGCCCGUCGCCCGAGCAGGACAGCCGGCCGCUGAAGAAGCGCAAGGGCCGCUGCCCGCGCUGGACACGGGCGGCGCCGCAUCAGGCCCAGACGCCGGACAGGAGCGCCAGCGUCGUAUCCGACAGCUCGUCCCCCCAGCAGGUGGCCAAAGCGGCGCCGCCCCGUCGGCCGGUUGGCAGACCACCCAAGUGCAGUCGGUUUCCUGCCGCCCAGCCGAGGAAGAGGGGGCGGCCGAGGCUGGACCCGAGCAGAUCGAGCGUGCCUGCGCCACCUGCAGGCCCUCACAAACACAGCGCUUCCCCGGCCAGCACUGCAGAGGAGGAGAGGGGCACGACGGCAACGUCCUCCGAGAAGAAAGUGACCCCCCCUCCGAUCAGCCUGAAGAGGACACGGGGUCGUCCAAAGCUUUUAUCUCCGACCCCCAGCUCGGAGCCCCCGCCGCCUCUCAAGUAUCCAUCAAACGGAGACACACUCAGAGAUUCCCAAGAGGCCUGCGAAGGAAAUGGACAGUCCUGUUCAAAGGGCAGUGGGCAGCUAAUGAUGAAGUCUAUUAUUGGUAAGAUCAACAAAAUGAGGACAAAGAGACGGAAAUGGGUCUUAAAUCAGCUGUUAUCAGGACAGGGGGAAGGCGAGAGAGCGGAGUCGGCCAGCAGUAAGAAGCCGGGAGGGAUGUGUGGCUCAGACCCAUCCCCUGCAGCCUCCAUGCCCUCUCUGGCAGCCUCCUUUGGUGGAAAACUGGGUCCACAAAUCAACGUCAGCAAGAAAGGGACAAUCUACAUAGGCAAGCGAAGAGGACGCAAGCCAAAAGUGCCAAACGGAGAUUCCAAAUUCGGCUUCUCUCAAGAUUACUCCCUGCCGCUGAGCAGCUUCAGCUCCGGCUCGCAAUCGGCCGAAGCAGGCGGUCUCUUCAGCAACCCCUCCUCCAAAAGCCAAAGUGCCAUUGCCCUGAACCAAUCAAAAGCACUGUUUUCCCACACGCCAUCUUCCACAGGUGCUUCCCUUUUCCAGAACACUUCCUCUUUCUUGGCCCACUCUCAGAAGAAGUCGUCCUCUUACAGGGAGCAGCCGCAGCUACGGCGCGACCGCAAGACGUCCCUGUCCUCUUCCCCGCUGUCCGCAUCGUCGCUGAAUGAGUUCAAAGACGCCACUCUCUCCCCGCUGAGCGAGGCGUUGCCGAGCGACAGCAGCGUGGGGACGGACAGCAGCAUGUGGGACUGGGUGGAGAGGGCGGUGGCGGGCGGCAGGGACGUUGGAGGCGUGGCCUUGGGAAGAGGUGCGGCGAGUCUCGCCUCAGACGCCCGGUGUCCCAGGUGGACGUUUGGGGUCACUCCUCACAGGGGUCGUGAGAACUCUGUCACCAUAGCCACGGGACCGGCCCGCUACCCCUGGACGCAGCCGCCGAGGUCCCCUCCCGCCCCCGCAGAGGACCAGCGGGAGAAGCACAAGCACAAGAGCAAGGGCCGCGUGCACAGCUGCUCCGGCUACAAGCUCAAGGGCCAGAAGCACCGGUGCAAGAGGAAGUACCUGCAGCUGAAGGCCGGCCGGCAGGACCCAGACUUCCUGGUGGAGGUGGACAAGCUCAUCGUGCGGCUCAGCAACGUCCACCUGGUGCAUCAGCGGAGCGUGCCCAGCGCCGCGCUGGACGGGGAGGGGAGCGGCGCUGGGGGGGGCAGUGGGGGGGGCAGCAUGGGAGCCGGGCGCCACUCCCACCCCCACCACUGUAUUCCCCAGAACCUGCUGCCCACCAUCUUCCAGAUCAACUUCAGCGGGUACUACUCGCCCCACCUGGCCUGCCCGUACGACUCGCUGCACUACGUCAGGAAGCCGGAGCUGAAGAAGAAGCACUCCGCGCACCCCGCGCACCCCGCGCACCCCGCGCACCCCGCCCAGUUCCGAGAGGUGUCUCCGUCGGAUGUCUCGCUUUUGCAGGGUCUUGGGUUCCCCCUCUCCCAGACUGGGUACUACCGCACCCCGCACCGCGUCCCGUAUGCCUCCCCCGUGGGGCUCGGCUACUACAAGCGCUACCCCUCCAGUGAAGGCCUUUACACACAGUCAGAGCAUUCGCCCGCUUUCCCCUCUCACCCCUCGUACACACACCCUCACCACGCCUACCCUGUCUUUGUGCAUCCGUCCAAGCUGCACAAGAAGAAGCAUAAGCUGAUGCGGCAGGACUGCGGUGGGGAGGGUGUGCGGUCGCCUGUGUUGUAUCCAGGGUUCUCCUCCUCGGAGUCCAGCUACUUCUGGCCCACAGAGUGCAAGCGUAAGCACAGACACAGGCACGCGGAGCGCGGGCCGGAGGACCGAGGGGGAGAGUGCGACGCUGCCGGUGGCUCGGACAAGACGGAGACGAGAAGUUCGGAUUUUAAAGAGGCGAUGGGGUCCCAGUGGCGGCACAGGUACGGCUCCUCGCUCAACCGCGGCUUCGUGCCUCCGCCCCCCGCCCCCGACUCCUCCUCCUCCUUCUCCUCUCCCUCCGUCAGCGAGAGCCGCGUGUUCAAGGAGGCCAGUCUGAGCUGGACGGGAUCCUCCAAGACAUUCCCGACUGCCAGUGGAGGCAGGGGAGGCUUCCUCCACAAGCCCUGGCUGAAAGGCGGGCUACUCCCGAACCCCAGCGAGGAGCAGGCGGAGGGGAAAGCGGGAGACUCCUCUCUCGACUCGGAGAGCGAGGAAGAAGACCCCGAGGUGUCGUUGUCGUUGUCGUCGUCGUCAGCGAAGACCGGCUCGGCGUCGGGCCUCCCCCGACCUCACCACGUUAACCUGUUCACCAACGCCUUCAGCCAGGGGGCGGCCGGCAGGUUGGGCAGCUGGGCGGUGAGCAGCGGCAGCACAGAGGGGAUCUCGGGAGCGAGCCGGACACACAGGAGAGAUCGGCCCACGCCACCUAAAACCACGGAGACAGGGAGAGAAGCAAGCCCAGAUUCGGACUUGGCUGAAGUUUUAGAGAAUGGGGUUCACCUGCAGCAUGGUGUGCAUCAGCGGAGAGCCUCUCUGGCGCACAGGCAUGCCCAUGGACACUCCUCCUUCCCUGGGCAGAGCGCGCCUCCUGCCUCCUCUGCCUCUACGGCUCUCAGAGGGGCAAAGCUGUCCAGCUACAGGCCGGUGGGGCAACACGCUGGCCUCCCAGGACCCCUGUCUGAACCGAGCCACUCUCCGUCCUCCUACGGGUCAAGGGUCCGGGCUGGUCCAGAGUGCGGCGCCAGGUCCAGCAGGACCAGCCUGAGCCACCUCAACAAGAUCCUGCGGGCCAAGAGGAUGCAGAGGCAGGCUGUGACCGGCAACAACGUGGUGAAGAAGAGAGGUCCUGGGCGGCCCAGGAAGUACCCUCUGCCCUGCCAACUGCCCCCUCCCCACGCCACCACACAGGACUCGCACCCUAAACACGCCGCAGGAGGAGGAGGAAGAGGAGGAGGAGGAGGAGGAGGAGGAGGAGGAGGUGUUUUGGAGGAGGGGGGUCAGGGUCCGGUCAAGCGAGGGAAGAAAAGGAGGUGCUACGAGCAAGGAGGAGCAGAGGACAGAGAGGAGGAGGAGCAUCAUGAGCUGGACAGACGAAUGCGAGGAGGAGGAGGAGGAGGAGGAGGAGGAGGAGGAGGGAGGAAGGCUGAGUUCCCUCCGGCGGAGCACCUCUCCAGCAAGAGUGUAGAGGGUGGCAAGUUCAAAAGUCAAACUUUCAUUGGUUUGGGCCCAUCUGAUCAAGCCCCACCCACACAGUCUGCCAGCCAAUGGGGUCAUGGAAUUUCCCAGCCGCCAAAGAAGAAGUAUGAGAGGGCGGGGCUGUACUCUGAUGUGUACAAGACUGAUGAUCCGGAGACCCAGCUACGGCAGCUGCAGUGGGACACUCUGGAGUACGUCCCCGGCGAGCACGACUACGGCCUGCUGCCCGCCCCCAUACACGUGGGAAAGUACCUGAGGCUCAAGCGCAUAGACUUCCAGCUCCCCUACGACAUCCAGUGGCUCUGGAAACACAAUCAGCUUCACAGGAAACCUGAUCCCCCAGCAUACAGGAAAAUCACCUCAAACGUGAGUGUGGACGUCAAGCCCAUCUCCGAACACACGGCCACCCAGUGCACCUGUACGCCUCCAGAAAACAGCACUGCCAAAGGGUGUGUGGAUGGUGACUGCCUCAACAGGCGUAUGUGUGUGGAGUGUGUGCCAGGCGUGUGCCCGUGUGGCGAGCAGUGUGCCAACCAGGCGCUCCAGAGGCGGCAGGGCGUGCGUGGGCUGGAGCGCUGCCGUGCGGAGGGCAUGAUGGGGUGGGCACUCCGAACCCCCCAGCCCCUCACACCUGGCCAGUUCAUCACCGAGUACCUGGGGGAGGUGGUCAGCCAGCAGGAGUUCAGGAGGCGGAUGACUGCCCGUCGCUAUGGCCUGAGUCCCCAGUACAGUCUAACUCUGACCGGUGGCACGGUCAUCGACAGCCAUCGGAUGGGCAGCGAGGCUCGUUUCAUCCAGCACAGCUCUGAGCCCACCUGUGAGGUGCAGAGGUGGUCGGUGAAUGGCAUCUAUCGUCUGGGUGUGUUUGCCCUGAAACACAUCAACAGUGGCGAGGAACUCACGGUCAACUACAACACACACCAGGCAGAGGGCCAGGUGUGUGUGCACCACCGUGAUGAGAGUGAGAGUCCCGGAGCUGAUCUGGGACAGCCCGCGCUGCCCAACCCCCAGAGAGAAGAGAGAGAGGACACACACCUACAGAGACCAGCGGACACGGACACGGACACACACACAAGCAGAAAGCAGGACUCACCAAUAGGCAGCUCCAGGUGUUCUCCCAGUCUGAGAAUGAAGACUUUACCCAGCAAGGACAGGGAGUUUGUGCUGACGCACAGCAUCUUCCUGGUGCGGAACUACGAGGUGGUGCGUCUGAAGCAGGAGCAGCUGUGGCGAGAGGACGAGAGUGACCGCAGGAGACAGAGGGACCGGACACGCGACAAGAGCAGCUGGACCAAGGACUGCCACCGCGCCAGCGCCUGUGCCCAAACAGGCUCCCAGAAGCAAGAUGCUGAGGUCAACGAGAUGGAAAGCCUCACACACAUUUGUAAGGAGAUCUGUGACAUUAUGACCAGAUACAAAGACUCAGCCGGCCAUAUCCUUGCUGCCCCUCUACUCAAUCUGCGUGCAAGGAAAAGCAGGAGGCUGCGUGGCGGCGAGGACGAGGCCGAGCCCCUGGACCUGAGCACGGUGAAGAGGCAGAUCGUGUCGGGUCAAUACCAGAGCCUGGACGCGUUUGACAGGGACAUGCUCAGAGUGUUCCUCAGCGCCGAGAAAUACUAUGGUAAGAAGUCUGCGGUGGGCCGUGAUGUGUGCCGCUUGCGUCGGGCGUACCACAGCAUUCGCCGCAACGCCGCCAUCCAGCUCAGUGAUGCGGAGAGCGCUGCCGCCAGCAACACCACGACCCCCGGCACCCACGGCCGCGACCCCGACCUGCACAGCUGUCACCAUGACGACCGGCGGGACGGUGAAGACGAGGCGACGGUUCAGUGUGAGCAGGGCACGGCCUCUGGUGGUGUGUGUGGACAGCAGAGGGGCGCGCUGUGCUUCCCCUCCGUGGUGCUGCACUCUGCACUGGACCGCAUGGAGGCGCAGAAGAAGCGGCUGGACAUGCUGGUGUGGAAGCUCCUGCAGCACCGGCCCAGCUCAGACCAGAGGCUCCCCAUGCCUCCUCCAAGCUGCCUCCAACCAGCCUCCACCCAGCAGCCUCCCCGCUCCCCCUGUGCAGCGGACAGCAAGAGCAUGAGGGCGGAGGCCUCCACCCAGCAGCCUCCCCGCUCCCCCUGUGCAGCGGACAGCAAGAGCAUGAGGGCGGAGGCCUCCACCCAGCAGCCUCCCAGCUCCCCCUGUGCAGCGGACAGCAAGAGCAUGAGGGCGGAGGCCAAGCGGACGGAGGGCUGAGGAGGAGGACGGGGCGGAGGGGAAGGGGACGUGUUCCCUGUUCCCCGCUAACAACACAGAGGUCUCUACGGCAGCUCGAAAUGGACCAAUGGACCAGGUAGAGUAAAAUGGCCGCCAUCCCAAUGGACCAGGUACAGUAAAAUGACCGUGAUCCCAAUGCAAGAGCCAAGAAAAGACAGAAACAUGCACAAGUCCAACACCUCGCCCCUGGAGAGGAGAAUGUGCUAUUUGAAGUCCAUCCUGGAUGAAUGAAGUUCAGCGGCCAUGGAGGAUGUAGACUCAUUGGCGUCAGUGGAUACCUGCAGCCACCCCACUGGGGUCAGUGGAUCCCUGCAGCCCCCCCUGGGUGUGGAGCCUUUCCCAUUGCACUACGCUCUGCUUGGACAGACAUUAUGGCCACAGCCAACCUACGCGUUUAUACCCUUAAGCACCUUUUACUGCAAUUAAGCUAAUCCGAGAUGUAACUAGUUUGCGUUUAAGCCAAACCAGAUUUUAAUGGGAACAUUUGUACUUGUAUUUGAAUAUCUGAAUGUAUUGUUUAUGUAUUUGGUCCUGACAAAUUAUGCAAUUUUGGUCCAUGACCUAAACAGAUUGACAUACCAGCUAAAAGUGUAAAACAAUAUCUAACAGAUUAAAUGAGAAUAUGCUAGUGUUCAUAACAGCUAAAAGAAAGGAAAUAUAACUUAUUGGCAUGUAUGCUUAAGAAAUAGAGCUUUACUUUUACUGCAGUUUGUGGUAAUAAUUGUAUGAAGCUACAUUUUAUAAUUUAAAAGCACUUAUUAUCUACACUGUAUCAUAUUUGGUUUCGUAUUAGAUAACAUAUUUUUGGCAGAAGGCAGCUGUAUUGUGUGAUGUCUAAUUGCCUUGAAUAUUAAGAUAUUAGGAGUUGAUUAUGUAUAAAAUGUUUAACUGUACAUACGUAGGAGUAGGACACGAGGUCAUAACACACGUCCCUUGCUCUUGGUUUUAUUCUCUUUGCUCCGAUCCUGCAGUCUGUUUCCAGCUACGAACUUUUGCAGACAGUGUCAGCAGUACCGUCAAGCCUACAUUUAUGACAGAAGUAUGAAGACUCUAGGUGCCAAAUGUUUAAAAAGUUGAAUGUUCAAUAAAGAGUAUUUUGCCUUGUG
Messenger RNA from Sardina pilchardus (European sardine), 9726 nucleotides. Its product is annotated as histone-lysine N-methyltransferase ASH1L-like. The record is from RefSeq and is a predicted model, not a curated record. The transcript has 20 exons. The coding region runs from base 1190 to 8599 and encodes 2469 amino acids. Gene Ontology annotation, molecular function: protein binding; DNA binding; histone H3K4 methyltransferase activity. Lineage: Eukaryota; Metazoa; Chordata; Actinopteri; Clupeiformes; Clupeidae. Gene Ontology annotation, biological process: regulation of DNA-templated transcription. Gene Ontology annotation, cellular component: nucleoplasm; nucleus.